AUGUCUACUUCGCUUUGCAGACGCAUUAGCGAAACAGACUUUGUAAAUGAUAACAGAUCGCCAUCUUUGCCGAGUAUCAGUAGAGACUCCCGCCACAAACGUUCUCAUACGGGGGCUAAAAGAGCUCACUAUCGUAAAAAGAGAAAGUUCGAGCUCGGCCGUCAACCCGCAAACACGAAAUUAGGUGCAAAGCGUAUUCACUCUGUACGUGUGCGUGGUGGGAACAUUAAAUUCCGUGCCAUGCGCUUAGAUUCUGGCAAUUACAGUUGGGGAUCAGAGGCUGUUACAAGAAAGACUAGACUCAUCGCGGUAGUCUAUAAUGCUUCGAACAAUGAACUGGUUAGAACCAAUACGCUUGUAAAGGGAGCCGUUGUACAGAUUGAUGCGACACCUUUCAAACAAUGGUAUGAGGCCCAUUAUGCUCAACCGCUUCGAAGAAGUAAGGGAAAAAAGGAGGGACAGGUUGAGUCGGAAGAAUUAACAAAAAGUCGAUCGAAUAAAGUUCAACGCAAAAUCAAAGAGCGUAAAGAAUUAUCCAAGAUUGAUCCACUUCUUGAAGACCAAUUCAAUACAGGUCGUCUUUUUGCCAUUAUAUCUUCUCGCCCUGGCCAAUCUGGUCGAGCCGAUGGUUACGUUCUCGAGGGAAAGGAACUCGAAUUCUACGUGAAGAAGAUCCGAUCCAAGAAAUAA
Molecule: messenger RNA, 690 nt
Organism: Paraglomus brasilianum
Lineage: Eukaryota; Fungi; Glomeromycota; Glomeromycetes; Paraglomerales; Paraglomeraceae
Source: the annotation of a GenBank genome assembly